Cetraspora pellucida is the source of this 434-nucleotide messenger RNA. NCBI's taxonomy places the organism in Eukaryota, Fungi, Glomeromycota, Glomeromycetes, Diversisporales, Gigasporaceae. The record is from the annotation of a GenBank genome assembly.
AUGUCACGGCUUAUUUUUCUUACAUUAUUCUUGUUUUUUUUGGCUGGGUUUACUUCAGCUCAGGUUCAAUCAAUUAAUACACCUGGUUCUAGUGUUGCAGUUGGUGCCUUGAUUACAAUCACUUGGUCGUAUACCCCACAAACUAAUGCGCUCCCGGGCACUUUAAGUAUCAUCGACAGCACAACUAAAAAUACUGUUGUUAUUAGCAAUACAAUCAACCUCGCUACUAAAUCUUACCAAUGGACGGUCAGUGUUCCUGCGGGCACUUAUUACCUUGCUCUCAACGAUGGUUCUGGUGAUAAGGACUCUGGAACUUUCACAGUCUUUGCUGGAUCCAAUCCACCAUCCUCUCCUGCCUCCACUAGUUCUCCUUCUAAUCCCAACAAUCCAAAUACUACCUCCAAUGCCCCUACUGCUAGAAGUGGUGCUGCUCC